Molecule: messenger RNA, 1943 nt
Organism: Didymodactylos carnosus
Lineage: Eukaryota; Metazoa; Rotifera; Eurotatoria; Philodinida; Philodinidae
Source: the annotation of a GenBank genome assembly
AUGUCGAUUAUUUUUUACCAUUCUAUAUCUAUUUAUUAUUUAAUUUUUUUAAUAUUAAUUCAAUAUUCAUUAUCAAUUUCAAAUUUUAAAUUUUCGUCUACAACAACAUUACAACGUUUUCUAUUCGAUGAACAAACACAAACAAUUAUUGUUGUAUCAGUUAAUCGUUUAUACAAAUUAUAUUCAACGAAUUUAUCAAUACUUGCUGAAAUUGAUACAUCAUCAACAUUUACUAACACAGAAUUAUGUACCACCAUAAUUGGACGAGCUAAUGUAACAACAACAUCUAUCAACAUAAAUCCUGUACAUUAUUUUUCAAUUAAUUCCUAUUUAUUCAACAAUCAAUUAACGAAUAAUUCAGCUUAUAAUCAAUUGUUACUGUUAACACCGUCCAAUGAUUUACUUGUAUGUUCGACAUCAAAUCGUGGUACAUGUCAAUUACGUUCAUCAUCAAAUUUAACACUUAUCGAAAGUUCAUCAUCAAGAGUUGUCUCAACAAAUAUUCACUAUUCAACAUUUGGUUUUAUUGGAAAUGAUUCUAUUUUAUAUACGGCUGUCACAUAUGAUUCGUCUUGUGAUUCUUUCUAUGAAAUUCCAGCAUUAUCUGGACGAUCAUUAUCAUUAAAAUCGACAACAUUUUUAAAAAUAUUUAAUCAUCUUUCCAAUGAUCUUCACAGUAGUUCAUAUUCAUUACGAUUUGUUAAUAAUCGAAUAGCAAGAGAAUUUCCAGUACACUAUCUUUACGGUUUUGAACAUCGAUUAUUUACCUAUUUUUUAACAAUUCAAGAAUUAGAUAUACAACAACAACAGCAACAUUAUUAUAAUCAUUAUUCAAGAACAUCAUCAUCACAAAAUAGUGGAAAAAAAUUAUUAACAAAACUCGUUCGAUUUUGUCAAAAAACACAACAAGCACCAAUUAAAAGUUAUGUUGAAUUACCAUUAACAUGUAAAUCAUUAUCAUCCAACUAUUAUCCUUAUUUGGUUACUGCUUAUUUUGUGAAUGAAAAUGAGAAUUCUAGAUUAUAUGGUGUAUUCAGAAAUACGACAACAUCAUCAAUUAACAAUACAUCUCAUGCUAUUUGUCUAUUUUCAAUGAAAUUUAUUCGAGAAAAUAUUUUUCAAACAAUAAAAAAUUGUGUAGUCGAUGGUAUUGGACAGCGUGGUCUCGGAUUCAUUAGUCCAGAUACACAUUGUUUACCAAAUCAAAAAUUGGAUGAUAUUGAUCUCGAUUAUUGUCCUGACGACGAUAGUGUUCAAUAUCCAAUCGGUGGUCACAUACCGAUUGAACAAUCAUCAAUUAUUGAACUGGAUGAUAAAGUUAAUAUUACCACCAUUGAAAUCGUUGUCAAUAGUCAAAAUGACGAUCGGAAAAAAACCGUGAAUAUUAAAGAUAAUGAUGAUAUUAUUUUAUUUGGUGAUGAUAAAAGUUCAAUUUACAUGAUAAUAAAAGAAAAUUUAUUUGAAUGUGAAAAACAUCAAACAUGUGAUGAUUGUUCAAUGGCAAAUAAUUUCAAUUGUCAUUGGUGUUCGGAACAAAACAGAUGUGUAUCAAUCUUUGAAUGUUCAUACGGUAUUAAUCAGCGAAAAAAUAAAUUCAAUAUGUGUACAAAUAUUCAUAAUGUGAUACCAAAUAAAAUCUCAUUGAAUAAGUCAAAUUCAUGGCUUGACAUAACACUUAGUUCUUCGUUAGAGACAAAUAUUCGAAAUGAUUUAUACUCAUGUCAAUUUACAAAUGAGAAAAAUGCCUAUAAAUUGUUGACAACAGCUACUUUAUUAAAAAAUAAUAUUCUCUAUUGUCCAAUACCAUUUUCGUCAAGUUUUAAUGAGCAAUUGUCCGAAAAUAAGCGUAUGUAUCUCUAAGUCUUUCUUCUUCAUCGAAUGUGUUCACUCGCUUUAAACCUAUUGAACAUAAAUUAAUUAUUUCAUUUUUUUUAAAGCUCUUC